Messenger RNA from Hydra vulgaris (swiftwater hydra), 2265 nucleotides. Its product is annotated as thioredoxin domain-containing protein 11. Lineage: Eukaryota; Metazoa; Cnidaria; Hydrozoa; Anthoathecata; Hydridae. The record is from RefSeq and is a predicted model, not a curated record.
UCGGUAAGUUAUUUUCCGCAUGUAAUGGAUAUCAAAGCAUAUCAGACAAGCAUAUAAACAAGACGAAAACGGUAUUUUUUGGAUAAUUGUUAUAAAUGUUCAGUGAUAAAACUAAUUAACGAACUUGUUUGGUCUAAAAUAUGGAUGGACUGUGUUAUGACAUGUGCCAUGAAGUGUAGUUAUUAUACUGUACCCAACUUCAAAAGCAUUUAUUAUACCUCUAAAGUUAUUAUCAUGGCAUCUUCAUGCAUUGUAUGUUUGGUCAGCCUUGGUUGGUGGCUAUGGUUAUACUCAUCAUUUUUGAUAUCCUACAAGUGGAAAGUUGAUGGGUUAUUUCCAUUAAAUUCAUCAGUAAUAGAUAUAAAAGAUGGAUCUAUGCAUAAACUGUUCAAGAUAGUUCGUAACAAACCUAUAAACAUGGUGAUAUUUUAUACUCCGUGGUCUGGCGCAAGUAUUGCAUCAGUAAAAGAAUUAAAUGCUGCUAGUCAGUUUUUAACCAGUCCUACUGUAGGAUUUAUUUCAAUAAAUUGUUGGGAAGGAACUUGUAGAAAAAUAUUCACAUCUUUUUACUUCCCAAGAAUCUUCUUAUACCAUACAUCAAUACCACCAAUUGAAUAUCUUUUUGAGAUUGACUUCUUUAAUAUUAUAGAUUUUAUCCAAUCUGCUGUUCGACCUUGGUUAUAUAUAGGAAAUGAACAACAGCUAACAAGAUUUUUAAAUAGUGAUAACCAUGUUAUAAGUUUUAUGGACAAAAGUUUUAUUCAAAAUGGAAAUCGUUACACUACAUUUUUUCGUGCUUCUGUUCGUCUCAUAAACAGAGUUAAUAAACCUAAAAUUGGACUUAUUACAGAUCCUGAGUUAGCCGCCCUUGCUGAACUAAAUUUUCAUGGUCAGAUCUGCUCAAGCGGUUUUUUAAGAAACAGAAAGUGCUAUCCAUCAAGUGGAGUAUAUACAGUUGAUGACAUCGUUCAUUGGGUAUCUGUAAACAUCAAACAGGUUGUUUCAGAGUUGACUCCAAAUGCAACAGAUGCAAGUCACUACCUAGAUUUACUAAAACAAACACCUAUUGCUCUUCUGGCUUAUUCCAAUGGAAAUUUAUCCGCUCAGUUUAAGGAUGUUGCAUCAACAUAUUAUAACUGUUCCUGUCCUUUAAAAAAAAGAUAUCUUCGCAAAAAUAAUUUCUCAUGCAAGUACAAUAUUUGCAAAACAUUUUUGAGUCAAGGAAAUAUAUGUACACACUGCCAGUUUUGUUAUGGAGUUUGUAAAUGCAAUUUGUUUAUGUCAUAUCACAUUCCAGUUCUUCAGGAUUCUAGAAAUUGCUUAUCAUAUCGUAUUUCUUCAUAUUUUUUUCUAGACUCUUAUUCAGUAUGUUGUUUUAAGUUGUCAGAUAAUGACUUGUUAAGCUAUACUGCUACUAAACCAAAUGACAAUUAUUCUCAAAAAGAGUUUUCAAUAACUUUUGUUAAGAAAUUGCAAAAUUUAAAUUUGCAGCAGGCUGCAUUUAAAUUACAUUUAGAAGCUGUUUAUAAAAAAAAAAUUAAAAACUUCAAGAAACAUCAUUUGAAAAACUACAACAAACAUAUAAAAAGUUGGAAAUGUGGUUCUGCUGCGCCCUGUUGCAAUUUUAAAAAUAGUUCUUCUUUAGCAAAAUCAUUUAGAGGACUUGCAUGUAAUACCAAUAGAACACUUAGUUUUUAUACAAUGAACUAUGAUAAAUAUAAGUUUAUUCUGAACAAUGUUGGUAUACACCAUACACCCAGUUUGCUAAUUCUUGAUGUGUUGUUAGAAGAAAGCUUUGUAUCCACUAAUCUUUCAUACAAUGUUAUUGUUGACUCAAUUAUGAAUUUUACAAAUGGCCGACUUCAACAAGAUUUUAAAAGCUUAGAUCCAGAGAAAGAAAAAUUACUUCAGUCUGGAAGAGUUACUGAGUUAUUUUCUGAUUCAUUUGAAAAAUUUAUUCUGCAAAGUACCAAGAAUGUGUUUGUUAUGUUUUAUGCAGCAUGGUGUGCUAUAUGUAAAACUGUUAACCUGCAAUUUUUAAAGCUUGCUCACACUUACAAAAGAUCAGAUAUUGUUUUUGCAAGAAUUGAUGGAGAUAAAAAUCCUCUUCCAUGGCAUUAUACAUCAAGUCGCUAUCCAUCAUUUAUACUCUUUCCACAACAUAGAAAAGCUGACUCAAUACAUUAUGGCGAUGAUUUGGAUUUUUCAUCACAAAAUUUUGUAAUGUUUUUAGAAAAAUAUUUGAAUUAAAUAUAAUUUAUGACA